Scatophagus argus is the source of this 4376-nucleotide messenger RNA. Its product is annotated as voltage-dependent L-type calcium channel subunit beta-4-like. Gene Ontology annotation, cellular component: voltage-gated calcium channel complex. Gene Ontology annotation, molecular function: high voltage-gated calcium channel activity; protein binding. Gene Ontology annotation, biological process: neuromuscular junction development; chemical synaptic transmission; regulation of voltage-gated calcium channel activity. The record is from RefSeq and is a predicted model, not a curated record. NCBI's taxonomy places the organism in Eukaryota, Metazoa, Chordata, Actinopteri, Scatophagidae. Bases 260 to 1981 code for a protein of 573 amino acids. The transcript is spliced from 14 exons.
UAUUUUAGCUCCGGUAUUUUUCCUGCUCGCUUUAGCUACAUUCCCCCCACCGACGUAACACACAUUUUGUUUUUACCCGGGAGUAUAAGCUAGCCGCCCCUCUCAGAUGAGCUCGGAUAUCAGUCGCCUUUUCCUCAACAUUUCCGCUCCAGCAUACCUCUUCCCCGCUGUCUUUACUGCAUAUAGAUGUAAUUUGUGUCCCUUGUUUCCUCCAGUAACCCAUGUCUGUGUGCAUCCCGCCUCCCUGCGCUCUCAAUAGAUGGUGCAAGUCAAAAUGUCCAAAUCGCCCGUAGACCCACUGUCUGCUGUGGAAACAGGCUCCCAGUCGCACUAUUUUCAGUUGCACAGGAAGUUGCCUAAACGCAAGAGCCGCUUCAAACGCUCAGAUGGCAGCACGUCCUCUGACACAACAUCCAGCUUCAUCAAGCGGCAGGGGUCAGCUGAUUCGUACACCAGUAGACCGUCGGAUUCAGACCUGUCAGCAGAGGAGGACCGCGAGGCGUAUCGGCGUGAAGCCGAGCGCCAGGCACAACUGCAGCUCGACAGAGCUAAGUCCAAACCUGUCGCGUUUGCAGUAAAGACAAAUGUGAGUUACUGUGGAGCUCUGGAUGAGGACUGUCCCGUCCAAGGAGCUGCAGUCAAUUUCGAUGCCAAAGACUUCCUGCACAUCAAAGAAAAGUACAAUAAUGACUGGUGGAUCGGUCGGCUAGUAAAAGAAGGAGCAGACAUCACCUUCAUCCCCAGCCCUCUACGACUGGAGGCAAUGAGACUCAAACAAGAGCAGAAACAAAGAAAAACAGGGGGUAACUCCUCUAGUUUAGGGGACAUGGUGACUGGUAGUUGGAGGACCACGCCGCCAUCUGCAGGUGAAUCCAAACAGAAGCAAAAACAGGAACACGUCCCUCCCUACGACGUGGUGCCCUCCAUGAGGCCGGUGGUCCUCGUGGGACCAUCGCUGAAGGGCUAUGAGGUGACAGAUAUGAUGCAGAAAGCUCUUUUUGACUUCCUAAAACACAGAUUUGAGGGAAGAAUCUCAAUCACCCGUGUAACUGCCGACCUGUCUUUAGCCAAGAGAUCCGUCCUCAACAAAAGGCCCAUAAUGGAGAGAUCCAACACUCGCUCCAGCCUAGCGGAGGUUCAGAGUGAGAUUGAGAGGAUAUUUGAGCUCGCCAAAACCCUGCAGCUGGUGAUUUUGGACGCGGACACCAUCAACCAUCCUGCACAGCUAGCCAAAACGUCCCUCGCACCCAUCAUCGUCUACGUUAAAGUUUCCUCACCAAAGGUGCUCCAGAGGCUUAUCAAAUCCAGGGGGAAGUCUCAGAGCAAGCACCUGAAUGUUCAGAUGAUGGCUGCAGACAAACUCUCUCAGUGCCCCCCUGAUAUGUUUGAUGUCAUUUUGGAUGAGAACCAGCUGGAAGAUGCAUGUGAGCAUUUGGCUGAAUACCUGGAGGUCUACUGGCGUGCUACUCACCUUCCCGGCAACACCCCCCUUAACCCCUUACUGGAGCAGAGUCUGAUGACCCCACCCUCUGCCAUCUCUAGCCUACAGAACAAAAACCAGCCGCAGCCUCGUGAGGUGGUGGGCUUGGAUGGUGAGGAGGAGGAGGAGGAGGAGGAGGAGGCAGGCGAGGAGGCCCACUCCCCCUUGGAGCAGGACAGUCUUAUGCCAUCUGACGAAGCCAGCGACUCUCUGUCUCGUGGUCGGAGGGGGAGUCCGUGCCACAGGGCGGGUGAGGAGGAUGACGAGGAGGAAGAAGAAGAAGAAGAGGAGGAGGAAGAAGAGGAGGAUGAGUAUGCCUCACCCUGCCAUGCUCGUACAUACAGGGACAUGUACCCCCCUCACCGUGGGCACACAGGUAGUGCCCACAGUGCCAACGGGCACGAGUCACAGGACAGGUUGCUCCAACGCGAAGCUCAGCAGGGUCACAACCAGAGGAACAAUCGUCAGCGCAGCCGCCCCUGGCCCCGAGACACCUACUGAGGAACGAGGGGGGGGGGCCCCUCCCCCGGCCUCCAGAUCAGCACCGAGAUCACCCCGAGUCCUCCGACCGUCAUAGCUUCCCAAACAAAAGGUUGCCCCAAAAUCAGCUCCAGACUUUAAUCGGAAACUAACAGAAACAGAUGUCCAGUUUAUUAAGCAGACAAAAUGUUUAUUUUUAAAGUAUUUCCAGUUGCACACUUCCAGAUUCCCAGUUUAUCUAAACCAAGGGGAUGUAAUGACUUCUCCACAUUCAGAUAAAAGUCAACAGGGCUACUAACCUUUGCAGCAGAAAGGUUUCAGGCUACCAGCUGUACGCAAACUCAAACUUUAGCUGCUUUGCCGAAGGUUUCUCUAUUGUAGGAUGUCUCAUAUACUGGCCUUAAAAUUCCUAAGACUUUUAAACUAUCUUUACUAUUGCAUGUAUGAGUAUAAUUAUUUUAAGACUAUUUGCACAUUAAUGUCAGAACAGGAACUGAAUGAUCUUUACGGAUAAACUAAUGUAGGAAUGUCUACUGUUGAAUCCAUUUAUGGGAAAUAGGAAUGCAUUUGAUUACAAUGUAUAUACUGAAUGGGCAUCCUGGUUUUGUUUCAUUGCUACUAUAUUUGUUUGAUUUUGUUAAUAUGAACUUGUUUGUUGUUUCAGAGAAAUGUUGCCAUUCAUGUGUUCAGUCAUUUUGUACUCUGAAGACGGUGAAUUGCAGGAGGGAAACAUGCAGGGUCAAUAAGACUGAGUCUGAAUGGUCACAAUGUAAGUAAGCAGUAUGAAACUGCAGUACAGCGUCAGUGUCACAGUACAGUGCAGUAAGUAAGUUCUGGGCAUCGCUUGUCUUUGCUGUUGCACAAUCACUCUCUUUAACACCUCUAGAAAUCUUAAAACAGGCACAGAGAAUGUAAACACAACUGAGAAACGGAAUGUUAUCUUUUAAAGGACGAAUGAUUUGCCAAACUGCUUGUUUACAUCAAAUCAUCCACAUAUGUCAAGCACACGCUGCACCGCCGCAGCUCCUCUUCAGAUCCAGGCUUCAGAGAAUGUAAGCUUGCAUGCCUUUUGCACCUCCAAGCACCACCCGGUGUCUCCGACCCAACCGAUCGCCCUGUAAUUCGAUUGUAGCACGUUACUGAUUGUAGCAUCCACGGUUUCUAACACCCCUCUCACCCCUCGUACGUCUUUGCCAAACAUUGGUUUGUGUACUGCAGUUUUACAGUCGAUUAGGUUUUUACCAAGGCAGAUCCUCAGGUGUAAAGUUCUACACAGUCAUCGUGCUCAAAUUCAUGUUCCAGAUGUCGUGCUCCUGAAGGACUCGUAGCACCCAUGACACGAUGUUAUUCUGUUCCUGCACCAUUAUUAGUCCAUGAGCCGAUGAUGAGUUGGGACGUGAUGCUGACGAGCAGCGACCUGCUUCUGUUCACGCACUGUGUCGAUACCGUUAACAGCCGGCUUUAGGAAUUACUGGUUUACUGCUUCCAUGUCUCACAGGUAUCUCUCUAUCUAGUGUUCUGUAUAUUUUGAAGAGAAAAAAAAAAUCAGCAUGAUUGGGAAAAAAAAAGAAGAAAAAAAAAAUCUAUGCAAGUGUUGCAUGAAAAUCUGUUUCCUUUUACAGUUAAGUAUUUUAGUAAUGCAUUGAUUUUGAUCCUCCUUGUUGUCUUGUAGUGAUAGUCUUGUCCUUGGGGCUACUCACUCCUCACAUGAUUACUAAAAAUCAGAAUGCAUCAGUUUAUUUAUCCACAAACCUUAAUAUUGGGGACAUUUUUCUCCACAUUAGCUUGACUCUGGUUGACGCACUUUCAAAAGUCUCUCACUAAAAAUUGUCCCUUUCCCAGAUCAGGCCUACAAUUUUUGUUUAAUUUGUGACAAAAGGGAAUGAGUGAAUUAUUAAAGCCCCGCAUGUCUUAGUUGACAAAGUAGCUAUUUUCAUUAUAUUUUGGCAGAGUACGUUUUUCAAAGCGGACCAAUUUAGCAACUGAUAAAGCAGUUGAGGUUUUUCAAUUUAUGAAGCACAAUUUUUACAAGGGUUAUGAUUUAGUUUUACUCUGUCUUAUUCUGUAUGCAAUACUAGCCUAACAUUGAAAAACUUUCAACGCCUUAGACCAUCUGGACUUCCUCUUUUGUGUGAGUAGAAAAAAAAAAAUUGCACUACUUUUUUUUGGGGAUGGUUGCUUUGUAAUGCAAUAACUGCACUAAAUAUAACCGUGUAUCCACCAGACUACCACAGCGUGCUAGCGUGAUCCAACACGCCUCUUCCCUCUAUUUAUCAAAAGAGACAGCAAGUGUGUAAAAAGUGAGACAUUUCCUGCCUGAUGCUGUAUAGAAUGCUUUCUAUUUGAAAAUAGAUUUACAAUGCUAAGUAAAAUAUGACUUAAACAAAAAUAAACAUGACAUUUUAUGUACUUUUAA